AUGGGCGACCUACCUACCACCCCGUCUUUCCGGCUGUUUUCGCAUACUUUUUCCCCUUCCUCAACAGAUCUCUCCCUUCCCACCAUCCUUGCAACAGUCCUAUCCACGGGUUCGACUUCGUCUCCGAGAGCCAGAAUGAUCUUCGUUCACCAGUGGUACCUUGGGACGCAGGGGUUCGGUCGCGUCGACGACUACUUCGGUUCAGUCGCAUGGACACAAACGUUCGCGUUCGCGUGCCUCCGUCAUCCUCGCCUUCCCAAUCACUCUCUUCCUCUGUCUCUUCCGUCACCGCAACACCAUCUGCAUCCGUGUAUAAUCCUGCCUUGGUUCUUGGACACACCUUCGGAGUUGGCACCAUUUAGUGUUCACUGGAUGGCGUUGGCGGGAAAGGAUUUAGGCAAGGACGUAGGGAUGUGGUUCGGGCCGAGUACAGCUGCAGGGGCUAUCAGGUCUCUUGUUCAUGCAUAUUCUGAUGCAGGAUUGGGUGUGGCUGUUGCCACGGACGGAUUAUUGACGCAGACAGAUGUCUAUGCGGCCUCUCAUGGUACCGCCUCGACCUCUUAUCCACGGCGAGGAAAAGGUGCCGCUCACACGUCUUGGGGUGAUAGGCCGGUGUUAGUACUUUUCGGAAUCAGGCUUGGCUUGGAUGGUGUGAACCCGAUAUACUAUGACACGAUCAAGAUGCUUUACACCUUCCCUCAAUCAGUGGGAAUUGCCGGUGGAAGACCGAGUUUGUCAUAUUACUUUGUCAGCUCACAGACAGACAAUUUGUUCUACCUCGAUCCUCACCAUGCCAGACCUGCUGUUCCCUUGCGUCUGCCUCCAACUAUUGCUCUUACAGGACCGGGUUCUGCAUUCUCUGCCGUCCAUGUCUCUCGGCCUAGUGGCUCCUCUUCAGGCUAUGGUACCACUGAAGAUGCUGGGAAGAACGCGAGUGGUGGUAGUUCUGGGAGUAGUGGUGGAAGUUAUCAAGGGCUGCAAGCAAUGUCUGGAUCGCCUUCAUCUACUCGUACUGGCUCAUCUUUCCAUACUCCGUUGGCGCCUUCGCCGUUGCAGCAGCAAUAUUCUCGCUCUCCUCCAGUCGCAGGGAAUAAUGGUGCAAGUCUUCCUCAUGCAGGUUCUUACAAAGUCAUCAGGCUGUUGCAUGGGAUAAUCUCAACAGGUGUCGAGGACGCUGGGAAUCCAAACGUCACUCUUCCGGUGGCGGUAGAGGUUGCGGUGGUGGUAGUGGUAGAGGUAGCGAACGAGGUAGUCGAUGUGGUAGCUGAUGUGGUAGCUGAUGUGGAGGAGGAGGGGGAAGUAGCGUACGUGGCGGCAGAUGUUGCUGCAGUUGUAGUCGUGGUUGCAGUCAUUACUGCGGUCACAGUUGAGAAGGAUCCAUGGAAUGUUAUGCACCAACCUCUAAGGAUCUUGCUUCCUGUGAAGUCGUAUCCUGUAGUACGACCCUUGAAAUCUGAGAAGGUCAUGGUGUCGGACUAG
Messenger RNA from Lentinula edodes (shiitake mushroom), 1479 nucleotides. RefSeq lists its product as uncharacterized. Lineage: Eukaryota; Fungi; Basidiomycota; Agaricomycetes; Agaricales; Omphalotaceae. The coding region runs from base 1 to 1479 and encodes 492 amino acids. The record is from RefSeq and is a predicted model, not a curated record. The transcript has 8 exons. Gene Ontology annotation, molecular function: protein-phosphatidylethanolamide deconjugating activity.